CUUUCCGGUAAAUUAACAAAGCGUCAAAGACACAGGUCACAAAUUAUAAAUUAAUUUUCUGUGAAACUAAAAACAACCGUCAACUCAUCAACAGAACGUAGUUGCCCGGUAUGACUAGUUGUUAUUAAUUCAACAAUCAAAACCAUUUUAUUGAUAAGAAUUAUUUUUUUAUAAUUAAAACGAAAUGAGUCGAAGAAGAGCUCAUGAUGAUGAGGAUGGUUACGAUCGGGUCUAUCGAAAAAGGAGAAGGGUAUCCGAAAACCAGGAAAUUGAAGAUAGAUUGGAAUCUCUCAUAAUGAGAGUUGGAGAAAAAAGUAAUUCAUCAUUGGAAUCAAAUUUGGAAGGUUUGGCAGGAGUCCUUGAAGCUGAUCUACAAUCUUUCAGAAUUAAGAUUCUUAGAAUACUGACAGAUAGUGCUAUUCGUGCACCUGAAAAAUGUACUAUAUAUACUACGCUUGUUGGGUUAUUGAAUGCCAAGAAUUUCAAUUUUGGUGGAGAAUUUGUUGAAUAUAUGGUUCGAACAUUCAAAGAAUCCUUGAAGCUAUGUAAAUGGGAUGCGGCCAGGUAUGCUUUAAGGUUUCUUGCCGAUUUGGUAAAUUGCCAUGUUAUCUCUGCUACUUCUCUUUUACAAUUAUUGGACAACAUGAUGGAAUGUGCUAAUGAGGAAAAUGUACCUAGGGUUCGUAGAGACUGGUACUGUUUUGCAGUGUUGAGUACCUUACCAUGGGUUGGCAGAGAACUUUAUGAAAAGAAAGAACAAGCUUUGGAACACCUUAUGGUACAAAUUGAGGUAUUCUUGAAUAAACGAAAUAAGAAGCAUCACAAUGCGCUAAGAGUUUGGGCUGUAGACGUGCCUCACCCCCAAGAAGAAUAUCUUGAUUGUCUCUGGUCUCAAAUAAAAAAAUUACGGCAGGAUAAUUGGCAGGAAAAACAUAUUCCAAGACCUUAUCUCGCAUUUGAUUCCACUUUGUGUGAAGCUCUCCAGCACAAUCUACCUUCCAUCAUACCUCCACCACAUCAAGAUACUUUCGAAUAUCCUAUGCCUUGGGUAGUCUUCAGAUUAUUCGAUUACACUGAUUGCCCAGAAGGGCCCAUCCUCCCAGGAGCACAUUCGAUUGAAAGAUUUCUUAUAGAAGAGCACUUGCAUUCAAUUAUUGAAAUGUAUCAUUUAGAAAGAAAGGAUUGCGCUGCUCACAUUCUGGACUUUCCUUAUAAACUUAAGAUUCCUCUUGAAUACUGUAUCGUAGAAGUUAUAUUUGCAGAACUUUUCAAUAUGCCAACACCUAGAUACUUGGAGAUUUGUUAUGGUUCGAUUCUCAUUGAGCUGUGCAAGUUACAACCAGCGACAAUGCCUCAAGUAUUGGCUCAAGCCACUGAAAUGCUAUUUAUGAGGAUAGAUACUAUGAAUGUUUCAUGUUUUGACAGAUUUGUCAAUUGGUUUUCCUAUCAUUUGAGUAACUUUCAGUAUAGGUGGACGUGGGAAGAUUGGGAUUCCUGUCUGAGUUUAGACUCCGAACAUCCAAAACCAAAAUUUAUCAGGGAGGUGAUGCUUAAAUGUAUGAGGUUGUCCUAUUGGCAACGUAUCCGAGAAAUAUUACCAGAUUCUUUCAGCUGUUUCAUUCCAGAGAAGACUGAACCAUAUUAUAAAUAUUCCCAGGAAGGAGCUGCUACCUUACCUGGAACAGCUACUGCCCAUCAAUUGGUAGUCUCGAUCAGACAGAAGUGCACACCCGAAGAUGUGCUGGGUGUACUGAAGGAUCUUCCAAAUCCUCGAUCCGAGGAAGAGGCCGACAGCAGAUUCAACCCGUUAAAGAUCGACGUUUUCGUUCAAACCCUGCUCAAUCUGGGUUCCAAGAGUUUUUCUCACAGUUUUGCUGCGAUAUCCAAGUUCCAUUACGUAUUCAAGAUCUUGGCAGAAUCUGAAGAAGCGCAGAUAUGCAUUUUACGUAAUAUGAUUGAAUUAUGGCGCAAUCACCAACAAAUGAUGACCGUCCUGGUGGAUAAAAUGCUGAAAACGCAAAUCAUCGAAUGUUCAGCAGUAGCCAAUUGGAUAUUUUCGAAGGAUAUGAUACCCGAAUUCACUAAAUCGUAUAUUUGGGAAAUUCUGCAUAUUACCAUUAAGAAAAUGAACAGACAUGUAUCUAAACUCACAGCAGAAUUGAGUGAGGCUAGGGAAAAACUGGCAAGAGAAGAACACAGCGAUAGUGAGAGUGAAGAAGAUGAAGAAGGUAAGAAAAAAUCGGAGGAUACAGAAAAACCAACUGAAGAGAUGGUAGAGCGGAUGGAAGAAAAACUAGAAGCUGCUCAGGCAGAUCAGAAAAAUCUAUUCUUGAUCAUUUUUCAAAGAUUUAUCAUGAUCCUUUCUGAACAUUUGGUAAAAUGUGAUACUGAUGGAAAAGACUACAAUACCCAUUGGUAUAAGUGGACUAUUGGAAGAUUGCAGCAAGUGUUCUUAGCGCAUCAUGAACAAGUACAGAAAUACAGUUCGACUCUGGAAACUCUUUUGUUCACUCAGGAUUUGGAGCCGCAUAUAUUAGAAGUUUUCCAUCAGUUUGUUUCUUUAAGAGGUUGAUGACUUUCAAAUGAUUUUUAUUUUAUAAUGUUAAGUACUCCAAAAAAUGUAAUAGAAUAUAUAAUUUUAUUUA
This is a messenger RNA of Harmonia axyridis, 2645 nucleotides long. It is a transcript of the gene Cbp80, whose product is annotated as nuclear cap-binding protein subunit 1. Gene Ontology annotation, molecular function: protein binding; mRNA binding; RNA cap binding. Bases 185 to 2572 code for a protein of 795 amino acids. Gene Ontology annotation, cellular component: nucleus; nuclear cap binding complex. NCBI's taxonomy places the organism in Eukaryota, Metazoa, Arthropoda, Insecta, Coleoptera, Coccinellidae. The transcript is spliced from 8 exons. The record is from RefSeq and is a predicted model, not a curated record. Gene Ontology annotation, biological process: nuclear-transcribed mRNA catabolic process, nonsense-mediated decay; mRNA export from nucleus.